AUGGAGUUGCCAAUGACUCGAAAACAAAAUCGAUGCUUUCAGAUUAUCGGUUUUGAUAUUAUUCUCACUGAUCGACUAAAACCAAUUUUACUUGAAGUCAAUGCAAAUCCUUCGCUACGAAUCGAUUUUGAUCACGUCAAUGAAGCUGGUAAACUUGUCCACGAGCCAAGCCCGAUUGACGAAGAAAUCAAGAAACCACUCGUCUUGGAAACAUUGAAACUAGUGAUGAAAUACAGACGAUAUGGUAAUCAGCUAGAUGCGAACGAUGUAAUCAUGGUUCAAGGAGACAAUAACAUGGUCCAUCGUCAAACAGAAGUACGCAGUAAAAUUAAGAUGACAUGUGCGACGAAGACCCGUAACGACUCACAGCUGAGUCCAUCCAAUUUUCACUCAUCGCAUUGCAUUUCGAAAGAAUUUCUGGAUGAAGAACAAGAACAUCAAGUGUCAUCGAAUUCAGAAUUGCCCGAUCGACGCUCGGAUAAUUUUACUCAAUCGAUGAGCACGACUAGAAACAGAACGUUUACGAAACCAGUCAAUACAACUUUGAACAAUACAGCAAAAAGAUCACAAGCUUCCAGUGAAGAUACAGCAAAUAGAGCAUCUGAUUCAACUCUGGUUGACGACAAUUCAAAUUUGUCUACACUAGAUGGACCAUUGACCAUCGUAGACAAUCAAAAUAUGAUCGAAUCGUCGAUUAUUCAAAUUCCUAUGACCGCUAAUACUCGAAUAGCUAAUUCAAUGAAAUUACUCAAGAUUAUCUUUCCAUCAACGUCUCAAACCAAAUACAAGCCUAUGUUUCUUUUGGAGAAAAUUGCUUUCAUUUACAUUGAAUUAGUGAUCAAGCAUGGAUACAAAGCAAUGACUAAUCGAUCAUUUCGUAACUUGGCUAGGUAGGUUUCAUUGUCAUGGAGCUGAGCAAACAAAACCAAGUCAAUCUUGAGACAAGUUUCCAAAACUCGCGUUUUCUUAGUUUAGUAGUUGUAGCAAAAAGUUUCCCAUUGUCUAGCUGAUAACAAUCUCGAUUAUCUCAUAAAUUAUCCUAGAAACACUUUUUUCCAAUUUCAAAUAAGAAGUCAAUGAUAGAAUAUUCAGUUGUAUGACAGCUGACAUGUCGCAACACGCAUCCUUUUUUUUCCUAUAAAAGUCUAUUCAAGAACAAAGAUGACUUUUAAAAUACUAGUCAUGAUCCCAUAGAUCAAAUAUCUUGGAUAUUUAAAAGUAGAGUUGCUCAACCGCGAGCUUUCGAGCUGUAGAAUAGCUUCCUUGCUUUGAAGAGAGCUAGGAUUUUAUUUGCAUGAGACACCCAAUUUAAUCGUUCUGCACAGAAUCAAAAAUAAAAUCCACAGCCAAUUGAUUAAAAGAGCUCUUAGCUCUGUAGUUUAUGGAGUUUUCAUCUGUAGGAUUGCCGUGUGUCUAGAACACGAGCAUAUGUUUUUUUUGGUUUGCCCGUUCGUACAAAUUGCCUUUUAUUCAAGUGGAAUAAUAGAGAUUUACUUGAAUUCCGUCUGAAAAAAAUUCAAAAAGAAUUUUGCUUCCCCACUUCCUGCUGCUCAACAUUUCAUGUUCGCAGAAAAUGUGGUACUAUCAAACGACAAUUCUUAACUAUUUCUCUAUUAGCUUCACGCUGCUUGCCUCCAGAUUUAAUAAAACAAAAGUAUAAUCUCAAAAUUUCUCAACGCCAACUUCCGAUUUCUUGAUCCAGAAAGUCUGCAAGGAUAUGAACCCCGUUUCUCGCGUAAAACUCAAGGAUCGGUACCUACAAAUGUUUAGAGUGAAUCAAUCCGAAUCUGAAGUUGUACUUGAAAAAUAUUGAGGUCACAUUUUUGUGUUCUAAAAUUUCGAUUUAACGAAAAGAUACAAAUGUACGUGAGCAGCACGGAAUUUGAAUGUUUCACUCGUAAUGAUGGUUUCUACUAAGGAGAGAAAAAUAGUCGUUUUUCAUUCUCUGAUACACGUUAUAAAGUUUUCUUUUCUUGAAAAUAUGCGCAUAUGUACUAAAAAGCGAAUGUUAGUUGCUUUCCUCUCAUAAUCAACAAUUAUUUCUACGUUUCGUCUGUUUGAAUAGCAUCUGCGGCAUUAUCGAUCAAUCAGCCACUAUG
Molecule: messenger RNA, 2099 nt
Organism: Rotaria sordida
Lineage: Eukaryota; Metazoa; Rotifera; Eurotatoria; Philodinida; Philodinidae
Source: the annotation of a GenBank genome assembly